AGUAAUAGCUAGCUUAUUAUCAAAGGAAACUGAGAUUUUAGAAUGAUAUAGGAAAUGGCACGAGGAAAUGCACUACCAACAUCACCACGUUUGGUUAGAAGAGCAUCAAAUACAGAUGACAAGAGCUUGCACAUUCUCUUCAGCGGCUUCCUGCCAUCAAUAGAGCUUAGUAUAGAUGAUGAAGCUUAUCCUCGCCUUAACGAAGACGUAAUCACACCAUUUGAUCCUCAUUACAGGUGGUGGCAAAUGUUUCUAAUAAUCUUAGUAAUCUACUCUGCUUGGGCAUGCCCAUUUGAGAUAGCAUUUCACAGGGCGUGGUCAGCCUACUUAGCGACUGUUGAUCUUGUGGUGGAUGUGUUCUUUGCUAGUGACAUGGUGAUGACUUUCUUUGUAGCUUACGUGGACCCUUCUACGUACCUCAUCAUUGAUGACCGAAAGAAGAUUGCCACUAGGUAUGCGACAAGUCCAUGGUUUGUGAUGGACUUGGCCUCCACUCUACCAUUUCAAGUCAUAUAUGACGUCAUGCAUGGCAAAGACCAUAGUGGUAGUUUCUUCAGAUAUGUAGGACUCUUGAGGCUCUGGCGGCUUAGGCGAGUUAGCAAUCUCUUUGCAUGGUUGGAGAAAGAUAUAAGGAUCAGUUACUUCUUGACAAGAUGUGUGAAGCUCAUAUCUGUAACACUGUUCACUGUACAUUGUGUAGCAUGCAUAAAUUACUUGAUGGCAGUUAAAUAUAAAAGCAAAGACCAUACCUGGCUUGGCCAUGUGGUACCCAAGUUUGAAGACAGGAGCAUCUGGCUGGGCUACAUAUAUGCCAUGUACUGGUCGAUCACAACCCUCACCACCGUUGGCUAUGGGGAUAUCUAUGCUGCAAACACUGGAGAGAAGGUGUUUAACAUAUUGUACAUGCUAUUCAACAUGGGCCUCAACUCCUAUGUCAUCGGGAACAUGACAAACAUCAUAGUACAUGGAGCUUCACGUGCAAUCAUCAUGAGGGAUACUAUUCGUGAAGUUUCACGGUAUGCAAACAAGAACAGGCUUUCGGAGGGACUGAGGGAACAAAUAAUGGCACAUCAAGAACUCAAAUUCAAGACCAUGGAGUUGCAACAAGAAGAAGCAAUUGUAAAUCUACCCAAGGCAAUAAGAUCAAGCAUAGCUAUGCACCUAUUCCAGCCUAUUGUCGAGUCGACAUACCUCUUCAAAGGGGUUCCCCGUGAUUUCAUGAUGGAGUUGGUUUCUGAGAUGAAAGCAGAACAUUUUCCACCUAAAGCAAAUAUCAUUCUUCAAAAUGAGAUACCUACAGACUUCUAUAUCAUUGUUUCUGGGGAAGUGGAAGUCCUGACAAAUACCAAUGGAUCAGAUAAGUUUUUGGAAAGACUAGGACAAGGUAAAAUGGCAGGGGAGAUUGGGGUGAUGCUCAACAUUCCACAGCCUUUCACAGUAAGGAGCAGAAGACUUUCUCAGGUUCUGCGAAUUAGUCAUCAGCAUUUUGGCCAGAUUUUGCAGACAUAUAUAGAAGAAGGCCUGAGAAUUGCCUCCAAUUUUCUUGAGUUUCUGAAAGACCUUGAAGAACAAACUCUGGAGGAGUUACCAUCUGUAGAGGAGCUAUUGCAUGACAGUGACAAGCAUUCAAGACCAAUGGAAGGAGUAUAUGUACAAGAUUACCAGGUCUCGAGCUCAAGCAAUGAGGGAACAGCUGAUACACGAGGACCAGAAACUAUUGGUGGACAAGUUUCAAGUAACUUAGCAAAGAGAGUAGUAAUUCAUGGUCAUCAUCCACAUGAAGACAAUAAAAUAGAAGGCUCAGUAUCGGGGAAACUCAUCUCUCUACCUGAUUCCCUUGAAGAUCUCCUGGAAGUAGCAGAAAGAGAAUUUAACAAAGCAUCAAGAAGGAUCUUCACUAAAGAUGGAGCACAAGUAGAGGAGAUACGUACAAUAAGAGAUAAUGAUCACUUGUUCAUAUGUUAAAAAGAGCAUGGAAAGAUUGUAACUCGAGAAUAGCAUGAAUCUUCUUGUAUACAUUGGUACCAAACUAUCCAGCAUCAUCGAAUAUCAAAUGCAGAAUCAUGUAUACGAUUGUCCAGUGAAAAAGAAGAUAAUAAAUUCAG
Messenger RNA from Asparagus officinalis (garden asparagus), 2105 nucleotides. RefSeq names its product potassium channel KAT3-like. NCBI's taxonomy places the organism in Eukaryota, Viridiplantae, Streptophyta, Magnoliopsida, Asparagales, Asparagaceae. Gene Ontology annotation, molecular function: voltage-gated potassium channel activity. The coding region runs from base 55 to 1965 and encodes 636 amino acids. Gene Ontology annotation, cellular component: membrane. Gene Ontology annotation, biological process: potassium ion transport; transmembrane transport. The transcript is spliced from 13 exons. The record is from RefSeq and is a predicted model, not a curated record.